Messenger RNA from Sus scrofa (pig), 1879 nucleotides. It is a transcript of the gene CTH, whose product is annotated as cystathionine gamma-lyase. Gene Ontology annotation, biological process: transsulfuration. The record is from RefSeq and is marked validated. NCBI's taxonomy places the organism in Eukaryota, Metazoa, Chordata, Mammalia, Artiodactyla, Suidae. Gene Ontology annotation, cellular component: cytoplasm. Gene Ontology annotation, molecular function: cystathionine gamma-lyase activity; pyridoxal phosphate binding.
AGCUUUUGUGCGCUCGCCGCCGCUCGCCCGGCAUACUUUUACCUCUCUUUCUCCUGAUUUUUCUGUGUCUUUUCAAGUGCUGACGCAAUUUCUUAGUUAUGUCUUCCUCGUCCUUUAACUCUGUCCUUCCUUCGAAGCUCAACAUGCAGGAAAAAGACGUCUCUUCACACGGUUUCCUUCCUAGGUUCCAACAUUUCGCCACGCAGGCCAUCCAUGCCGGCCAGGAGCCGGAGCAGUGGGCCUCCAAAGCUGUAGUGCCCCCCAUCUCACUGUCCACCACGUUCAAACAAGAGGCUCCUGGACAGCACUCGGGUUUUGAGUACAGCCGUUCUGGAAAUCCCACCAGGAACUGCUUGGAAAAAGCAGUGGCAGUGCUGGAUGGGGCUAAGUACAGUUUGGCCUUUGCUUCAGGUUUAGCAGCCACUGUGACUAUUACCCAUCUGUUAAAAGCAGGAGACCAGAUUAUUUCUAUGGAUGAUGUAUACGGAGGUACAAAUAGGUACUUUAGGCAGGUUGCAGCUGAAUUUGGUCUAAAGAUUUCUUUUGUCGAUUGUUCCAAAAGCAAAUUGCUAGAGGCAGCUAUUACACCAGAAACCAAGCUUGUUUGGAUUGAAACACCCACAAACCCUAUCUUGAAGAUGAUUGACAUUGAAGCCUGUGCACAGAUAGUCCAUAAACAUGGAGAUAUUAUUUUGGUUGUGGAUAACACUUUUAUGUCUGCAUAUUUCCAGCGGCCUUUGGCUCUGGGAGCUGAUAUUUGUAUGUAUUCAGCAACAAAAUAUAUGAAUGGCCACAGUGAUGUUGUAAUGGGCUUAGUGUCACUUAAUUCUGAGACUCUUCAUAGUAGGCUCCGUUUCUUGCAAAAUUCUCUUGGAGCAGUUCCGUCUCCUAUUGACUGCUACCUCUGCAAUCGAGGUCUGAAGACUCUACAGGUCCGCAUGGAGAAGCAUUUUGAAAAUGGAAUGGCAGUUGCUCAGUUUUUGGAAUCGCAUCCUCUGGUAGAAAAAGUUAUUUAUCCUGGGUUGCCCUCUCAUCCCCAGCAUGAGUUGGCAAAGCGUCAGUGCACAGGUUGCCCUGGGAUGAUCUCCUUUUAUAUCAAGGGCUCCCUUCAUCAUGCUGAGACCUUCCUCAAGAGCCUGAAGUUAUUUACUCUGGCUGAGAGUUUGGGAGGAUAUGAAAGUCUUGCUGAGCUUCCGGCAAUCAUGACCCAUUCAUCUGUGCCUAAGAGUGACAGAGAAGUCCUUGGAAUUAGAGACACACUGAUUCGACUCUCUGUGGGCUUAGAGGAUAAACAAGACCUAAUGGACGAUCUAGAUCAAGCUUUGAAGGCAGCGCAUCCUACAAAUGCAAGUCACAACUAGCAUUCCAGAAUUGCUGUUAGAAGUUGCUUCCUGAGAAGACCAAAACUUCUGAAUAAUUGAAUGGACCAUUAAAGAGCCUUUGCACAAUUUUCAGGUGAAAAUUCCAAGGCACCUCAUAACCUUUCACAACUAUAAUCUUCUAGAGAUCAUCCCUGAUAAAAAGUUUCCCUUUUGUAAUUGACAGAUAAUUCUGUUAAUGUCUUUUUGUUAAUUUGUGUCUGAAGUAGGUGAUAUUUGUGCUGCUGUUGGAGAUUGUGUUCUUUUUUCAAGCUUAAGGUUUAUAUUGAUCAUGUUUACAGUAUAGUGGUAAUUCAUUUUGAUGUUUUCUGAGGAGUUUAAAUUAUUAAAUGAAUAUUCUUAAAUCUAGUGUGAUUUUUGUAUAUUGUUGGAAACAGCACUCAAAGUGAUGGUUUACACUUAAUUACCAUAAGCCAAAAAUUAAAUAUCUGAAAAGUCUGUGAAAUUCUACUGAUUCAAGUUUGUACAAUUAAAAAAAAUAAAUAUAAUUAUCAAAUGCA